Molecule: messenger RNA, 924 nt
Organism: Paramuricea clavata
Lineage: Eukaryota; Metazoa; Cnidaria; Anthozoa; Malacalcyonacea; Plexauridae
Source: the annotation of a GenBank genome assembly
AUGAACACCACAUUUGUUCUGGAUUGCGUUUUGUUCGAUGUAAAGUACCAAAUUCUGGCUAAAGUGCCGUCCCAAGAUGUUUUUAACAAGUUGAUCGCAGCCAGCACGUUUGUGACGAUUUUAAUUAUACCAACGAUUUUACUCAAUGGAGUAGCUGUUGUCACAAUAAUGAAAUGUCCUCAACUGAAAGAAAAGAACGCUUACUUCCUUAUAAUGGUUCAGUCACUUGCUGAUUUAGCAACAGGAUUUGUAACAUUACCAUUUUUUAGCUAUGUUUGUAUCACUCAGGCGUUAGGUACCGCAGAUUGUUUCAGACAGCGGUUGAUAAUGAGUAUGACGAGCAUCCCAUUUUCAAUAUCUCUAACAACCUUGGCAGUCAUGACAAUUGAUAGAUAUAUGAGCGUUCUACAUCCUCUUAAACAUCGAGUCAUGGUGACAAAAAGGAAGCUUAAGACAUUUUUAGUUUCUGCAUCUUUGUUCAUAACUGUGUUCGUUGUUUUGUCUCUUUUGAACACCCAGUUACUUGAGGGUUUUCAUAGUAUUUAUAUCUUUCUGUUUCUACUGCUUGCUAUAUUUGUGUACACUAAAAUUUUUAUAGCCAUUAGAACGAGAAAAUCGCCAGGGAAUGUCCAAGAUACUGCGGCGAAGAACCAAAAUGAACGCAAAUUUGCAAAGGAGAUCAAACUUGUAAAAUCCUGUUUUCUCGCUGUGGCAUGCUUUCUUCUUUGUUUUUUGGCUGGUACUCUUGUUUUGUUAUUUCAACGUCAAGUUGACAGAGCCGAAUUCAUCGCAUUAAAGAUCUUUAGUGGAUCACUUAUCCUGCUAAGUUCCAGUUUAAAUUCCGUAGUAUUUUUCUGGACGAGGCCAUUAUUGCGAAAUGAGGCAUUCAAAGUUGUAAAAAAGAUGUGUACAUCUAGGACCUGA